AUGCUGAUGCGUCGCGUGUUGCACUUAGUCCCUCCGCGUCGCGCUGCAUGUUGCACUUGCUCGAUGUGCGUGUGCAUUAGUACUCUUUACCGUAACGUCGAUCGAUGCUUUCUCUCUCUGCUACACAACCUUUUCCAAUUGUCUGAUGGCCUGCGACGUUGUAUUUUCUCUCUUCUUUCUUGCUGUGAAUUGCAAAUUGCAGCAUUGCGCAGCGAGAUGUAUAGCGUGGAUUUGCUGACGUGCCAGUGUGACUUACAUUCUUACCGCAUUUCGGUUCUAUACUUUCUCUUAGAUCGAAAUUGCUUUGUUCUUUGUGGGUCUGGUGGAGAAGAUGAAAUAGUUGUACGGAAUCGAGUGGUGCGAAAUGUUGAAACGCUGGAAUUUGAAGGAAAAAUGUUUAAUUUGUUCUUGUAG
Molecule: messenger RNA, 414 nt
Organism: Thelazia callipaeda (thelaziosis nematode)
Lineage: Eukaryota; Metazoa; Nematoda; Chromadorea; Rhabditida; Thelaziidae
Source: the annotation of a GenBank genome assembly